Molecule: messenger RNA, 1707 nt
Organism: Choloepus didactylus (southern two-toed sloth)
Lineage: Eukaryota; Metazoa; Chordata; Mammalia; Pilosa; Megalonychidae
Product: signal-regulatory protein beta-1-like
Exons: 6
Coding region: 22-1272 (416 amino acids)
Biological process (GO): positive regulation of phagocytosis; positive regulation of T cell activation
Cellular component (GO): plasma membrane
Source: RefSeq, a predicted model, not a curated record
CACAGCACUUCCUCUUAUAUUAUGGAAGACAAGCUUCACUUCUCUCCACAAGCACAGGACUGGCGUCUCCCCAGGACAACUUUAGGACUCAGCAGGCUCCAGGGCCCGAGGAUGCCUGCCCCUGCCUCCCAGCCCUGCCCGCCUCUGAUUUCCUUGCUGCUGCCUCUGCUGCUGGGACUCACAGGAGCGGCAGGACAGGAGGAGGAGGAGCUGCGGGUGACUCAGCCUGACAAGUCAGUGUUGGUCAAAGCCGGGGAGUCGGUCACCCUGCGUUGCAGCCUGUCCUCUCGGCGCCCACCCGGGGACGUCAAGUGGUUCAAGGGGGCUGGGCCAGGCCGGGAAUUAAUCUACGAAUUCAAAGGAGGCCACUUCCCCCGAGUAAAAACUGUUACAGACCCCACAAAGGGAGGCAACAUGGACUUUUCCAUCCGCAUCAGUAACACGGCGACGUUUGAUGCCGGCACCUACUACUGUGUGAAGUUCCAGAAAGGGACCCCAGACACGGAGUACAAGUCUGGUCCCGGCACCCGGGUGACUGUGAACGCUAAGCCCUCUACUCCAAAGGUUUUCGGACCCCCCCACAGGGCCAGCCCAGGCCAGGUAGUGAACCUCACCCUCAUUCUGAAAUGGCUUGAAAAUGACCUGGAGCUUCCCGCCGUGCAGACCCGAGUCCUCCCGCCUGGGGAGGCCUCCUCCUACACCGUCAAGAGCACCACCCCGGUGACUCUUGCUCUGUCCUCACUCUACUCCCGAGUCACCUGCCAAGUGGCUCACAGUGAGCUGCAGAGCCCCCUCCGUGGGGAGGUGAACAUCUCUCAGUUCCUCCAAGUUGUGCCCACGGUGAGUGUAUCAGCACACCCCGUUCCAGGCCUGCCAGUGGCCAUCCUCGUCUGCCAUGUGCAAAGGUUUUAUCCUGAAGGCAUUAAUAUCAUCUGGCUGGAGAGGAACCAAAGCUCGGAGACCUGUGAGGCCCUUGCUUUCACCAAGAACCAAGACGGCACAUUCAGCCAAGAUUAUCACCUCCUGGUCAACACUCCAGAGCAGGAGGAUAAGAGGCAUUUUACCUGCCAAGUGCGGCACAGUGCCCAAGCACCAGUCCUGGCCAGCGUGCGGCUGAACGAGUUCAGAGAAGACAAGCAAGCAAGUUUGGGUGCCAGAACGUGGAGCUCCCUCUAUGGGAUCCUCCUCCUUGGCUGGAAGUUGUUUCCCCUGACUGUACUUUCCAUCGUCUAUGUUCUCAAGAGGAGCCUCUCUUCCAGAUCAAGAAACUAAGCACAAAGGCUUAAAUGAUUGCCCUAAGGUCACACAGCCAAGAUUUGAACCCAACAGAGUAGCUGAAGAAGUUCUGAAGCUGGAAGAGCCUGUGAUAACAGGAUGGGGGCUCCUAUAGAAGCUUAGGUCAGUUACAGAAAAUUAAGAUGCCACCAACAAAUUUUUGCACAAUCUGAAUGUGUUCAAACCUCCAAGAAAUGGACAUUUAGAGAGUUUCCCACAAUUAUACAACUAGGAAUCAGGACUAUGUUUUCCCUGCACUGCCAAAAAGAGGCUUCUGUGGGGCUCACUUUAUAACAAAUCCUUCUUAAGCAAACACUACUUCCUCUAUUUCCUACACAUUUGGAAAACGAUGGUUAAUAUGCUUAGCCUUUACAUUGUGCUGAGUCCUCACACAUUACAUCAUUUCAUUCUCACCACACCUUUCUGAGGGGG